UGGGCAGGCUAGUGACUGGCCCUUUUCACCUCUCCGGCCCUAAACAGGAGCUAAUGGAGCUUUCUUACCAGACCCUCAGAUUCACGCACCAGGCACGGGAAGCGUGCGAGAUGAGGACAGAAGCACGACGAAAAAAUCUUCUUAUUUUGAUUUUGCAUUACUUAACACAGGAAGGAUAUAUUGAUGCAGCCAAUGCUUUGGAGCAAGAAACUAAACUGGGGUUACGACGCUUUGAAGUUUGUGACAACAUUGACCUUGAAACUAUUUUGAUGGAAUAUGAGAGCUACUAUUUUGUAAAAUUUCAGAAAUACCCCAAAAUUGUCAAAAAGGCAUCAGACACAGUGGAAAAUAAUUUACCACCAAGAAGUGGAGGGAAGACCAGAAGGGUGAUGAGCGACAGCUGUCAAAAUCUUCCCAAGAUCAGUCAGCAGAGGCCACGGUCCAGAACCACAGUGGGGAAGUCAGGGGAUGUCAAAUCCCUCCAUCAGGAGCAUCCUAAACAGGAGGCUGUCACUAAUUCUCAUGCGGAGAGUGCUGACUUUGGCUUGAGUAUAUCAGGAAUCAACAAAGGCAGUGGAGAAGAAAAUGUCCGCCCACAAAAAGGCCAAAUCAUUGACUUCCGAGGGCUGCUCACAGAUGCCAUCAAAGGAGCAACCAGCGAACUUGGCUUGAACAGCUUUGACUGUAACCCCGACCCCUCAGAACGACUGUUGAAACCUCUGAGUGCAUUUAUUGGCAUGAAUAGUGAGAUGCGAGAAUUGGCAGCCGUGGUGAGCCGGGACAUUUAUCUCCAUAAUCCAAACAUAAAGUGGAAUGACAUUAUCGGACUCGAUGCAGCCAAGCAGUUAGUCAAAGAAGCUGUUGUGUACCCUAUCAGGUACCCACAGCUGUUUACAGGAAUCCUUUCUCCCUGGAAAGGACUGCUGCUGUAUGGCCCUCCAGGUACAGGAAAGACUUUACUAGCCAAAGCUGUGGCCACGGAGUGCAAAACCACCUUCUUUAACAUUUCUGCAUCUACCAUUGUCAGCAAAUGGAGAGGGGAUUCCGAAAAACUUGUUCGGGUGUUAUUUGAACUUGCCCGCUAUCACGCCCCCUCCACCAUCUUCCUGGACGAGCUGGAGUCAGUGAUGAGUCAGAGAGGCACGGCUCCUGGGGGAGAGCAUGAAGGAAGCCUUCGGAUGAAGACAGAGUUACUGGUGCAAAUGGAUGGGCUGGCUCGCUCAGAAGAUCUCGUGUUUGUCUUAGCAGCCUCUAACCUGCCAUGGGAGCUGGACUGUGCCAUGUUACGUCGUCUGGAGAAAAGGAUUCUGGUUGGUCUCCCUAGCCGGGAGGCCAGGCAAGCCAUGAUCCGCCACUGGCUGCCCCCUGUGAGCAAGAGCAGAGCUCUGGAGCUGCGCACGCAGCUGGAGUACAGCGUGCUGAGCCGGGAGACUGAAGGCUACUCAGGCUCAGACAUUAAGCUCGUCUGCAGGGAAGCAGCCAUGCGGCCUAUGAGGAAGAUCUUCAGUGCACUUGAAAAUCACCAGUCAGAGAGCAGCAACUUACCUGGAAUACAGCUGGAUACAGUGACCACUGCUGACUUCUUAGAUGUGCUAGCUCACACCAAGCCUUCAGCAAAGAAUCUGACUCAGCGAUACUCAGCCUGGCAAAGUGAGUUUGAGUCUGUAUGAAAUCACAUCUACCCUGACCUGGCCACAGAGACAACCACAGAGGCCUUCCGAUUUAUUAGUGUAAGCAGGAGAAGAACAUGAUGAUUGGGAGAGAAAAGAGAAAAUUAUCCUUGAAGACUGAGUUCGUUUGAAUAACUGUACUAUUUUGGAAAUGAGAGAUAUUUUUGUUAAUUUUUCCUGAUCGAUGCCCACAAAAUACUGAAGAUGUCAAUUACAGGUGUAUAUGCUACUAGUCACAUAACGGAGACUUUUCUCACACUUAGACUCCAUACAAUUUGAUCAACAGUUUCUUACGGUGCUCCUUGUUUGUGAAUUGGUAUUUUCAUUUUGAAGAAAAAGAUGUAGUUUGGGAAGGUGUGUUGGAACGCACAGUGGCUCCGAGUUGGGGGGCCCAUUAGAAGCGAAGGGUGACAGACCAUCCGACCAGCAGAUGGGGUUGAGGGUUGGUUAAGAAUAGGCACAGGGAAGGACACACAGCGUUUCUUCUGACAACAUCCUGAGUGUCAUCAGCUCUCCCUAACUCUGACCCCAACCAGUUUUCUCAGCAGCAAAGCCCUAGCAGACUAGCUCCCCCCGCCCCCACCGCCACCCCCGGCCCCGGGGUCGCUGCUCCACAUCAGGGGAGGAGCAUGUGGAGUCUCAAGCUAGCAGCACACCACCACCAGCCUCCAGCCUGAGCUUCCAGUCUGAGUUCUGGCUCCCAGUAACAUCUCUGGACAGUUCACAUCCCAUGUGCUCUGCCCUCUUCCCAUUGCCACAGCUCCUCGGUGGAUCCAAAGCUUAGGAUGGGGAACCUGAGAUUCAGAACAGUCAUCCUGAGUCUUCCUCACUCUUAGUCUCUCCUACAUCUCCUUAUGGGGUUGUUAACAGUUGGAAGCAUCUCCCUCAGAAACUCAUGAUCUGAACCAUCUAUUUUCAACCCCUGAAAAAUGCUGCUAAGUGACGCCACCACCCCUCUUCCCAGCUAGAACUUACCUGUGGUUGUCCCCCCCUUCUUCCCUCCCUCACCUCAUUUUCUUCAUCCCAGCAAGGCACACUCCUCCUCCGAAGAAAAACUUGCAGGAAAAGGGACAUUUUGGAUAGCUAAAUAGUCCAAAGGAUUACCCUAAUUUUAAACAAAAACAAAGCAUUUUGGGGAGGGUACUAUUUUGAGCAGAAUAUCCUCAAAUGCCUUUUAAAAUGCCAUUUCAUGGGCAAUGUAGUCAAACUGGAAAUAUACCACAUAUAGUGAAUUAAAAAUAAACAAAAAGACAUUUCAUCUUAGUAUAUACUAAACUCAAGCUUCUUUAUGAUCAUGAAGGUCUUAACACUAUCCAAC
Messenger RNA from Zalophus californianus (California sea lion), 2988 nucleotides. It is a transcript of the gene KATNAL2, whose product is annotated as katanin catalytic subunit A1 like 2. Lineage: Eukaryota; Metazoa; Chordata; Mammalia; Carnivora; Otariidae. The record is from RefSeq and is a predicted model, not a curated record. Bases 54 to 1670 code for a protein of 538 amino acids. Gene Ontology annotation, molecular function: ATP binding; protein binding; ATP hydrolysis activity. The transcript has 16 exons.